Messenger RNA from Pimephales promelas (fathead minnow), 2339 nucleotides. RefSeq names its product leukocyte elastase inhibitor-like. The record is from RefSeq and is a predicted model, not a curated record. NCBI's taxonomy places the organism in Eukaryota, Metazoa, Chordata, Actinopteri, Cypriniformes, Leuciscidae. Gene Ontology annotation, biological process: negative regulation of endopeptidase activity. Gene Ontology annotation, molecular function: serine-type endopeptidase inhibitor activity.
UCUGUUUUCUUUCUAUCUUGUGAGAGGCUGUAGGUUGUGCGAAGCCAUAAGCAGCCAUACUCCUCCGAAGAAAACAGAGAUUCGGUAAGCGACGGAGAAAUCAACCGUUUUCUGCUCAAGAAUACGGGGCAAAUCGCGUCAAAUACUGAUCUGCGGACAGCGUUUUUUUCAAAAUAACGUUACUGUAUGACAAUCGCGGGACUUGUAUGUGUUGCACUUGGCGAUCCGGACCCCACCAUAUACCAUUUCCGGAUAACAGGAAAGUACCGGUUGGGGUCAUAAGCUUGUGAAAAUGGAGCAUUUGACUGCAGCAAACACACAGUUCUGCCUCGACCUGUUCAAGAAGAUCAGAAAAGAAAACGCAUCAGGAAAUGUGUUCUUCUCUCCUGUCAGCAUCUCCUCGGCUCUGGCCAUGGUGUCGCUCGGUGCAAGAGGAAACACAGCGGAUCAGAUGAAUAAGGUCCUGGGCUUUAACAAAGAACCACCAAUGAUGCAGCAAACCCAGAGUCCUCCGACACCUGCUGAACUCAAGAAAUGUCCACAGGAAAAACCUGAGGACCAAAUUCAUUCCAGCUUCAACAAGUUUAUGAGUGAGCUGAACAAACCAGGAGUCCCGUAUGCGUUGAGUCUUGCCAACCGCCUCUACGGAGAGCAAUCCUACCAGUUUGUUGAGGAAUUCCUCAAUGACGCAAAAAGCUACUAUGAAGCCGGACUGGAGAAGGUGGACUUCAUUAGCCAAUCCGAGGCGGCUCGCGUCAACAUCAACAAAUGGGUGGAGAAAAAAACACAAGAGAAGAUCAAGGACUUGUUGCCACAGGGAUCCAUCGAUGAGAUGACCAAACUGGUUUUGGUGAACGCCAUCUACUUCAAGGGAAACUGGGAGAAUAAAUUCCCAAAGGAAGACACCAGAGAUGGGCAGUUUAAGCUGAACAAGAAUCAAACUAAACCAGUGAAGAUGAUGCAUCAAGAGGAGAUGUUUCCCCUGGCCUCCAUCCCAGAGAUCAACAGUCAGGUUCUGGAGCUGCCGUAUGACGGGGAGAAUCUCAGUAUGUUGAUCAUCCUUCCAAAUAAGAUAAAAGACAGCACCACUGGCCUUCAGAAGCUUGAAAAGGCACUGACCUACGAGAAGCUCAUGGAGUGGACCAAACCAGAAGUCAUGCCUCAACAAGAGGUUCAGAUAUCUCUGCCCAGAUUCAAGAUGGAGGAAAAAUACGACAUGAAGAGUCUUCUGAUCAGCAUGGGAAUGAAGGAUGUGUUUGACCUGCAGAAGGUGAAUCUUUCAGGCAUGUCCUCCAACAACGACCUGGUGCUGUCGAAGGUGAUCCAUAAAGCCUUUGUUGAAGUCAACGAGGAAGGAACCGAAGCGGCUGCAGCCACCGGCGCCAUCGUAAUGGUAGAUUGUUGUAGAUUCCCGCAGGUCUUCAACGCAGACCAUCCUUUCCUUUUCUUCAUCCGACACAAUCCAUCCAAGAGCAUUUUGUUUUACGGACGCUUCUGCUCUCCAUGAGGGAGUUCUGCUGCAUGAGACGCUUCCAGCUAGUUUAGAUGAUGAUCUGGUUCACAUGAGAAGGAGAGACGAGUCGAGACAACUACUACAAAUCAGUCAUAUUUUGGUUUAAGAAACAUUUAUUUGCCAACAGAUCAGUACCGAUUGCAAUGUACAGGAGAAAGACUUAGUAUAAUAGUAUAAAAUUGUAAAAUAUAUGUAUUUUGCUUCAAAAUGAUCAAAAACUAUAAUAGUAUAUCAAUAAUAUAAAUGUUACAAACUGCUUAGAUUGGCUACGCAAAGAUCCAAAUGCAGUAGUUUAUUGUCAAAUAUUUUAGUUUCGAAUCAAUGGUCCAUUUUAAAUUCCCAAAGUCACAUGAUUUCAGUAAACAAUGCUUUGUUACCUCAUAACUGUUUCGAAUGUCUAUAAAAUGAGAAUGAAGUGUGUCAGGGCACAUUUACAUAAUACAUUUUUUUUAUAUAUAUAUAUUCACAGACAUUUUAAUGAGGUAUUUGUAUAAUUAAAAUGAAUUAUAGUAUAGUUAAUAGUCUCUGUUUAGCGGACCCCCAUGGAACAAACAAAACAAGCCGUAAAAAUUGAUAAAAGAACACAUAUUAUAUACACACUUAAUAUUAAAUGGUAUUAGAUGAUUAGUUAAUUAUACUUUCAAUGAAACAUUUGCAAUGAGUUUGUGAAAGCUGUUUUUAUGCAUGUUUUUGAUUGAAUUGAUUCGAAAUUGAUUCGAAGCUUAAAAAGCUUAAUUGCUCCCCUCACUUAUUCAAACUAGACGAAAUACAAAACAGGUUACAGGCAAAAGAUCAACAGAUGGGAAAACAAUCCAAAUAGAUACCA